Molecule: messenger RNA, 1167 nt
Organism: Adineta ricciae
Lineage: Eukaryota; Metazoa; Rotifera; Eurotatoria; Adinetida; Adinetidae
Source: the annotation of a GenBank genome assembly
AUGAGAAAAGUUUCACAAUGUUUCGUAUUCCGACGAAAAAUCAAACACAUUCGAUUGAAAACUCUCAUUAUUCUACUCAUCUUUUGGAUUUUUGUUAUUUAUGAAAUAUUAAUCUAUUUUCCAUCAUUAUCAAUCUUUUCAACAAAAUCUUUUGUUCCGAUAAUCUUUCGAAAACAAAUUCAAAACAUAACAAAUGUGAUGAAAAACGAUAUUUAUGAUCAAUGUAACUCAGUUCUACGAAGAAGUGUUUCAUUAGGAUCAUUAGAAUUCAACAGUACUAUUGGUGAAUAUUAUUUCACAAAUUAUACGAUUACUCUUCUAUCAGAUGUUUAUCUCAUAUUACAAUUCUCAUCGAAACUAGAAAAUAAUCACGAAUUCUAUAGAAAACUCGUUUCUUCUUAUUUACUUUCAAAAAAUCUAGAAAAAUUACCCUUUAAACAACAACUACGAACGAAUAUUUUGAUUUUUCUUAGUGAACAUUUCAGUAAUAUGAUGUACGAACGUUUAACAAUGUGGUUUAAAAGUAUUUAUGAACCGUAUACAAGAAGAAUGCAUAUCAUUCCCACAAAUGAUCAUAGAGAAGACAUGACUCUAAAAUUCAUAUUAAAUCAUACGAAAUAUAAUUCCGAUAUUCAUUUAGAUACGAUUCUAUUUUUUAUCGAAGAUAAUUUAAUUUUACAAUCGGAAAUGCUCGUUGAUACAAUCGAAUUCUUUGUCACACAUGAACCUUGUUUUGUUUAUCAUCCCAAUUAUUUUCAUGGUUGUCAAUUCGAAGGAAUACUUGAUACAAACAAAUACACUACGAUUGUCUUUGGAAAAACUCGUUUAUGGCGUUCAAUUUCACCUAAAACUUUCACUUAUACUGGUCGAUUAAGAACAUUCCUGGCGUUUGAAGAUCUUUUCAUACAUUCCAACGAUAAGAAUCGAAGUAUUAAUGAACUGAUACAAACAUAUGCCGAAAAGACAACAUUUUUCUGUGCUGUUCCUUCUUAUAGUACUCAAUUCGAAAGACUUUUAUUCCCUGAUGGUAUUCGAAUAACAGCUGAUGAUGACAUGUCAAUAUAUUUUCAUGAUUGGUCGUCUCUUGCACGUCAAGCACUUACUGAAGCUCAAACAAAAGAUGCUUUUCCAAUUGAGAAAAUUGACGAAGGAACUUUAUUUUCAUAA